Rhopalosiphum maidis (corn leaf aphid) is the source of this 1248-nucleotide messenger RNA. RefSeq names its product protein ecdysoneless homolog. Bases 1 to 1248 code for a protein of 415 amino acids. The transcript has a single exon. Lineage: Eukaryota; Metazoa; Arthropoda; Insecta; Hemiptera; Aphididae. The record is from RefSeq and is a predicted model, not a curated record.
AUGGACGAUGCUUUUGCACGAGCUGCGUUGUACGCGGCCUGUGAAAAGUCUCCUAUAUUAAAACAAAUAAAAAUAGAAGAUCUACAAGUUUCGGAACUACGGGAAUUGGUCAACAUCAACAGUUCGUUUCAGACGCGAUAUCUGCCUAUACUAGUUUCUAAGUUUAUUAUAAAAACCGCUUUGCAAUUAGGCGUAAACACGUUUAAAAACGAUUAUCCCGUACUCUGUGAGUACAUCAAACCCGAGAAUAUAAAAAUCACCGUAGAAAGUGAUGAAAUAGCGUGUUUGGAAUCGUCUCCGUCUUCUAGCGUCUUUAAAAAACACAAUAUAAUAUUCACGGUGACCAAAAAUAUAAUCACCGGUGCAUUGGGUCUUUCGUUGGAUAGUUUGGAAAAAAUAUUAAACGACGUCGGUACGCAUGUUACAGAUUCUGAAAAACAACCGGACAACGUCCGAGAAAAAAUCGAAAUAAUAAAUAAAAAACAACAUCAUAUACCCAUAGUAGCGUCGAUAAGUUCACCUAAACAUUUCUCGAAUUCGUUUUCCAAUACGUUCAACGAUAAAUCUAAUACAUUGAACAAUCCGAGUGUCGUGAAAUCAUUACCAUCGGUAUCGGUGGUACAACAGAAAACAAAUUCGACGACUAAACGAAAAUCAGAUUCCAUCUCGAUUGGUAGUGAUGAUGAUGAUGAUGACGACGUCGUCGUCAAACGAUUAAAAGAAACGACGACGGAUCGGAUUCACGAAUACGUAGAAAAUACGUUAAGUUAUACAAACAAAGAAUACGAUUUAGAAAAUCCUAAAAACGAUGAUGAUGGCGUACCCGACAACGACGACGGGUCUGUGGUAAGCAUAAGUCCGUCGCAUUCAGCGUCACAAUGUCAUAAUACCGAAUCCAUCAUAGAUUACACCAAUCUAUUGGACAAGACUAUUGAUAAUAAUGUGAAUGCGACCGACGCGAGAGAAAACGAUGAGGAUUUUUUUCUAGACGAUACCGACGACGUUGAUCAUCAUCUGAACGUUACCGAUAAUAAUGAUAAUAAUAACACAGUGACUGCUAUUAAACCUAUUGAUUAUGACUAUGAUGAUAACGACGACGAGUACGACGUAGUCAGUAAGAGUUCCAUAGAACUUGUGCCGAGUCGUUUAAAAAAAAAUACAAAUGUCGAUAAAUUUAUAAACUCGACAGAAGCUUUUCUGUCGAGAGUGAGUAAUAACGAUGCCGAGCUAUCAUUCGAUUUCGAUUAA